Molecule: messenger RNA, 1056 nt
Organism: Penicillium hordei
Lineage: Eukaryota; Fungi; Ascomycota; Eurotiomycetes; Eurotiales; Aspergillaceae
Product: wax synthase family protein
Exons: 3
Coding region: 1-1056 (351 amino acids)
Source: RefSeq, a predicted model, not a curated record
AUGACUUCGUAUCUGAUUAUACUCUGCUGCAUCGAGGUGGCUGCUCAGAGCCAUUUCGAGGCGCAUCCUGCGCUCAAACUCACCAUCGUCUUUUUCACUCUCAUAAAAGUUCUUCACUUUGUUAGUAUUUUUGGGAUCGUUCGCGUGGACAUUGAUGAUGUAAAGAACCCAGCAUCCAAACUUUCGCCAUCCGAUACCUACCACUGCACCUGCACCGCACUCAGACUCGUCACCAGUACCCGGUGUAUUCGAACGCGGUGGCAAAUCAAAGGGCUCCACCCAUCGUCAAACGACUUCAUCUCCAAUGGCACUAAUCAGCGUGUCCGGUUCCUAGUUCGUCAGGUAUCUAUCAUUGCGUGGCAGUAUCUGGGGAUUGACUUUCUGUACUUUGGCCUGCUGCUUGAUAUGCAAAACAACAAGUUACAUCUGUACCGCCCUGGUGCUGAUUUCCUUGGCCCAAGGACGACCUCAGAACAACUGAUGGCACGAGCAGUGCUGUUGUGCAUUUUCCUCCCACUCUGCCAAAUCCUAUUAGAUGCCCUUUACAGAGCCGUUUCGGUUGUUGCAGUGGCUACCUAUUUGACACGGUGGGAGGACUGGCCUCCGAUUUUUGGCAGUGUACAGAGCGCAUAUACUGUCCGGAACUUCUGGAGGCAAGUUAUCCUUAAAUUUUGGCAUCAAUUGAUUCGAUGGCCUCUUGUUACAAUCUCAAAAGAGCUGCGACGAAAGGUUCCAAAGCUGCCUUUUCUUGAUGGUUACGUCGAUAUGAUCAUUGUUUUUGCGCUUUCGGGGAUUUUGCACUCCAUCGGCGUAGCAUACAGCGGUACCACGGAAAACCUUUCUGGGAUAGCCCUCUAUUUUACGUCUUCGACUGUCGCCAUCAUAAUGGAAGAUCACGCCCCAGCCCUAAAUGUUUCGCAGCAGUGGAAAAUUACCUUAGGGUUCAUUUGGGUCCUGGCAUGGCUCUGUGUGGAACAUUUCGGAAAGUCACACACCGCACUCGUUCUGGGAGUUGGUGGCCUAGUGUUGCAUAAGUACAUGGGUGCAAGCAUCUGA